AGUGUCUUGAUAGUGGCUUUUGCUACAUUUGUAGCUCUAUUCGCUCGCAUCUCUCCCAGAUACCCCUCGACGAAACAGCGAUCCUGGAUCCUGACGGCAUUAGCUAGCUCGGUCAUGUCAUUGGCCAGCUUGCCCUUUCUCCUUGACUUUGUGAAGGGUGGCAAAGUGUCUUCCCUUGUAGAACGGCGAUGGUUGUCUGAGAGUGCUUGUCGAUUUUUCCAGGUUUAUCUAUUCUCCGACCUAUCUAUCGGAUCCUUAUACUACCGUGACCGCAUCAAUCUCCUGACCGGCUGGGUACAUCACAUAGUUUAUAUCAUCCUAAUGCAAGUUCUACUCUCGUGGCAAUGGACGCACUUGUUCCUCUUAGCUGCCAUAAUGGAGCUCCCUACGUUCAUUCUAUCUAUUUCCUACCUCUUCCCACAGACGCGGAAUGACAUCUUCUUCGCUGCCGUCUUCUUUAUAACUCGAAUCGCAUUCCACAUCGUUGUUAUCAUACAAUUACUCAACCCAGGAAUUAGAAGGGCCACAGUUAAUGGCUCGUUCUGGGCUCCCGCAUUGUAUAUCGUCGCUUUGCCGAUGCAUGUCCAUUGGUUCAUUGGAUGUGUUCGUGGAAUUCUCAAGCGAUCCAAGGCUGAUAAUUCCCCCUCCCCC
Cantharellus anzutake is the source of this 651-nucleotide messenger RNA. RefSeq lists its product as uncharacterized. The record is from RefSeq and is a predicted model, not a curated record. Lineage: Eukaryota; Fungi; Basidiomycota; Agaricomycetes; Cantharellales; Hydnaceae. The annotation marks the transcript as partial. The transcript has 2 exons. Gene Ontology annotation, cellular component: endoplasmic reticulum; membrane. Gene Ontology annotation, biological process: lipid homeostasis.